Megachile rotundata (alfalfa leafcutting bee) is the source of this 1724-nucleotide messenger RNA. Its product is annotated as trichohyalin-like. The record is from RefSeq and is a predicted model, not a curated record. Lineage: Eukaryota; Metazoa; Arthropoda; Insecta; Hymenoptera; Megachilidae.
AGAGACGUGGGAGAAAAUGGAAGUCCCCAUUCAGAGAGAAUUAGAAUUAAUAAAGACAUUGAGACAGGAGAGAAGAGGAGGGAGAAGAGAAGAUGGGAGGCAAGAAGGAUUGAAGAAGGUGACUUUUAGUGAAGUGGCGAAAAGAGGAACGGGAAGUGGAGAAGAAGAGGAGCAGAAGGAAGAGGAUUGGGGACAAAGGGAGCUAGGAGCGGUAGGGGAAGAGGACAGAAGGGCAAAUGUAGGAGGGGAAGAAAAAGGGAAGGAAGAAAGUGGAGAAGGUGAGUGGAGACAAGUACGAAGGGGACUGAAGCCGGCGUGCUAUAAAGAUAGUGUGGAGGGAGUGGUGAUGGGAAAUCGGUUCAUUUGUCUCGAGUGUAAGGAGAAGACGGAGAGGAAAAAGAAGGAAGGAGUAAUUGAGAUAUUGGAGAGGAUACCGCUCCCCAGAUACAUGGUGGGAGAAGAGCCAGAGGGAGACUGUGAGUACGAGAGGUUGGAAAUGGCGUUAAACAGAGAUGAGAUGGAGAGAGAGAGGAGAAGGAUUAGGAGAGAGAAGCAGGCGAACAGGGAAUGGAUUGUGCAGCUGGAGAAAAGGAAGGAGGAAGAAAUCCUAGAAGAUGUGAUAAAGAUGCUGAAGGAGAAGAAUCUAGAAGGAAAGCUCGAACAGAUAAUGAGAGCAGGAAAGUACAGGGCAAGGAGAACGGUCCAUCCGGAUCCAGAGGAAGACUGGAACGAGGUGUAUACGCCUCCCUUUGAACUAAAUUUUGAUCAGAGAACAAAGGAACGGGUACAGAGGAAGAUAGAGAGGGAGAGGGAGGAAACAAGGAAGAGGAAAGAAGAGGAGGAAAGGGAGAAGAGCCUUUUAAUGAUUGAUUGGAAGGAGGUGAGGGAAAGUUGUAGGAAAACAGAGGAAAAGAAGGAGGAUGACAAGACGAAGGAAAGAGAGAGAGGGGAAGAAGAGGAGCAACGAAUGGAGGGAAGGAAAAUUGAGAGGCGAGGUGGAAACGAAACAGGGGAGACUGCACGAGAGAAUAAGGAGGAAAUGAGGAGGAGGACAGAAGAGGAGGAGAAGAGCAGUGGAAAGGAUCAUUUAAGCGAACAUGCGGCUUAGUAUAGAAACGGGGAAAAAGUGUAGGGAAGUGGCGAGGGAACAGGAGUGUGUUGAUAAGAGCGUAAGAGAGAUAGGAAAAAGAACAGUAUUAGAAUUUAAGACUAAAGGGAUUAAAGUAGGGGGGAAGGGGGAAAAAAAAAACAAUAAGAUAGGAAAAAAAAAAUGUUGAAAGAAAAAAUGAAAAAUGAAAAAAAAAAAAAUGUAUAGGCUAAAGGUGAAAUUAGAAUGUAAGGGCAUUAGGUAUAAGAUAGAUAAGAUCAAUUGUGAGUACUUUUCAGUUUAUGGGUUUGAGGAUAGGGGUAGCAAAAUAGUUAAUCAAGAUGAAGACGUUUUAUAUGUGUUAUUUUUGUUACGCUACAUUUGUAUUUUUGGUUUCUAUAAUCGAGUAAGAUCCAAGGAGACGAGAUGGACUCUGUAUGCGUGGAUAAUUUUAGUGAUAAAUUGUAUAUUAUUUUUACACGUUUAUAUAGUGGAUGUUAUUGAGAAAUAUCAGUAUUAUGAAAGUAUGUGGAGAAAGGAGGAGCGUGGAGAGAGGAAGGAUGUUUGGAUGGAGAGUGAAAGAUGGAUGGAGAAUCUGCACUCGGUUAGAGGGAAGGUUUGUAGAGGGGAGGAGAAA